AUGGCUGAUCUUCUACCAUCCUCAAAUCGGUCAGUUGUGUGGGCAGGUGUCAGAAAACUUGAAAUACGACAGCCACAUAUCCGAGUACCGAAUGACGACGAGGUCUUGGUUGAAGUCAUCACCACCGGUAUUUGUGGGUCCGAUUGCCACAACUGGGACAGUGCCAAUGUCUCCCGUGAAUUGAUCCUGGGCCACGAGUCGGCAGGUCUCAUAAAGACUAUCGGAAAGAAUGUUACAGACAGAUUCGUCGGCCAGCGCGUGGCAAUCGAGCCCGGAUUUUCAUGCAAGGAGUGCGAAUUUUGCGGACGAGGAAAACAAAACAUCUGCUCCAGAUUGAAGUACUGCGGGAUGGAUCCCACUGACGGGACUCUAAGUCAGUACUUCACCUGCCGGGCUUCUAACACGGUUCCCAUUCCUGAGGAUGUUUCUUGGGAGGAGGCGGGUUCGAUCCAGCCGCUAGCGAUUGCGGUUCAGGUUGCGAGAAGGGCAUCACUGAAUCCGAGUCAAAGCCUAGCUAUUUUUGGGUGCGGACCGCUUGGCCUCCUGAUUUUAGCGGUUGCGAAAGCUUAUGGGGUCAAGAAGAUCGUGAUGUUCGACAUUGAAGAGUCUCGGACGAAGUUUGCAGAGUCCUAUGGAGCUGAUGUCGGAAUUGUCACGCCAAGACAUAGCGACCCUUCUCAAGACGUCUUGUCCUUCUCUCAACAUUACGCCAGGGAGGUCAUCACCAAGUACGGCUUGGGAUACGGCUUUGAUGUUGCUAUCGAGGCUAGCGGCGCUGAGAUAUGCGCUACGAUGGCAAUUUGCAUGCUGAAAGCAGGCGGAACAUGUAUACAGGCGGGUCUGGGAAGGCCGAUGGCAUCGUUGCCCCUUUUCUUGAUUACAGCCAAUGAACUUGACGUAAAGGGAACUGUUCGGUACACUCAUGGAUGUUUCGAGGAUGCCAUUAGUCUGUUAUCUACGAAAAAGGUUGAUCUCAAACCGUUGAUCACGUCCACCUACCCCCUGACCCAGGCAAAUGAGGCAUUUGAGGCGCAGCACGCCAGAAGAGACAUUAAGAUAGUUAUUUACAACCAGAUGUAA
This is a messenger RNA of Colletotrichum gloeosporioides, 1080 nucleotides long. Its product is annotated as putative sorbitol dehydrogenase. The record is from RefSeq and is a predicted model, not a curated record. Bases 1 to 1080 code for a protein of 359 amino acids. Lineage: Eukaryota; Fungi; Ascomycota; Sordariomycetes; Glomerellales; Glomerellaceae. The transcript has 5 exons. Gene Ontology annotation, biological process: D-sorbitol catabolic process. Gene Ontology annotation, molecular function: L-iditol 2-dehydrogenase (NAD+) activity; zinc ion binding.